AUGAGUGACCAGGAGAGAUACUGGUGCGUGAAAUUUCACGGAGUGGCUGAAAACUCUCUUGAGAAGGUGAAAGAUAAAGUGAGAGAGAUCUGCAAAGCUUCGGUGCCGGAGGAGCAGAGGAACGAGGUGACAGCGGUGGACAUCGCACACAGACUCGACCGACUCAGGACCGGGGAAGACCAGUGGGCUAAACCAAGGUCCAUAAUCAUAAGGUUCAUGUCAAGAACGGAAAGGGUUUUGCAAAAGAAGUCUCACACCAUCUGUCUACCUAAUGGAGAACUGCAUCUGACUGUGAGCAACAGCAGCUCCUUACAGGCUUUUGAUCAGCUAUCAACAAGCCACGGGCAGCUCGAUGUAAUCCACUGUAGUCUGACGUUAGAUUUUGAUACAGAGGAGGCAGUGGUGAAAGGGGAUGUUGUGAAGGAAUCAGGAGGAGCUUUCGGGGCUGCAGCUGAGAAAUUGGAGCACCAGGUUGACAAGAUCUUCAUCAAUCUCAUUGAGAGAUAUACUUGCCAUCACGUGUUUGAGCCUAAACUGGUCAAGAAGGUGCAGCAGGAUCUCAGCAAUGUGGAUGAUGAUAUAAAAGUGUACUCUCAGACAGGUUAUGUUGUGGUGGUGGGAGAAACUGUUGUUGUGAAGGAGAAGGUUUUGGUUCUAGAGAAGUGUCUUACAUCCACCAUGGAGCUGCCAAUCACGGAGAAACACCUCAAGCUGAUAGAAGAAGAGUUCAGAAGAGAAAUGCAAGCUGAUUCUCCAGAAGUUAAAAUCACCACACGUACCAACAUGGUAAUCUUGGAAGGCACUGAUGAGAAAGUAAAGUCAGGAGCUGCAAAGCUAGACGAGCUGGUCAAAAAGAUAAAAGUGAAGAGAGUUCAGCUCUCUCCGUGUUUGUCUGCCUUCAUGAAAACCAGCAACGCCCUCUCCAAGUAUGAAGCUCGAUUUCAGCAGAGGUUUAGAAGUCCUGUGUCCCUAGAAGUGGAUUCUGACCUGCAUCUGUCCAGUUUGUCCUCUGUUUUCCUCGAGGAGGCGGAGGCAAAACUGCUGAGAGACAUUGUUGUGAUCAGUGUUCAGCUGCAAGGGGCAGCCACGGUCCCUCCAGAGCUGAGAGCAAUCCUCAACAAGGCCAGAGAUGAGGUCAACUCUGUGGGUCUCCAAGUGGAGGUCAGCUUCAUCCCAGGUGUCAAAAAAACUACAGUCCAGCUAGUUGGCUACUCACCAGAGGUCACCAAACUUAAAGAGUUACUUCAUGAUUAUCAGUUGAAUCAAGCUCCCACUGAAGAGAUGAUCAAACUGCCAGAUCCAGAACUUGUGGAAUGCUUUGAUGAAAUGUUGAACAGGCUUGGAGUGAAUAUAACCAGUGUCACACUACAGACCUCACAUGUCCCAUAUCCAUGUGUGAUUCUGUCUGGUCCCGAGGGUCAAGUUAAGGACAUACAUAAGACUCUCCAGUCUGUUUUAGCCAACCUAACAGUAGACUAUUUGGUCUUGAAUGGGCCAGGGCCUCUGCGAUACUUCCAGGGAGUUGGAAAAGUUAGCAAAGAUUUGGUUGAGACUUCCCAUAAGGUCAUUAUCAGGGAGCAGCAAGGAGUCCCAAAUGUAAAUGUCCAACAGCAAGACAGCAUCACAAAUGUGACAUCGCUCAGACCAUCCCUGAACAGACAAAGCAGGAGCUGUGUUAGAAGUCCUGCAGUCAGCCAAAUAAAUCUAAGGAUCAAGCUUUGCCGUCUAGAGGAUGAACAGGUGAAUGUUUUUGUGGCUCCCGUUGUUAAGAAUCAGCUGAACUCUAAUAAUAUCAGUAAAUCCCUGCUAAGAAAAGGGGGCAGAAUUCUCCAGUCUCAGUUUGACGCAACAGCAGCAAACUGUGUCCUUCACCCAGGUGAAGUUCUUCAGGUCCCUGGACCUCCAUCUCUGGGAUGCUCCAAGAUCUUCUUCAUAGAGUGCUCGCCUUGGGAUGGUGUUGGAGGACAGAGUGUUCAGGCUCUAAGAAAAGGCCUGCAGACAUGUUUGGACCUCUGUGGAAAGCAGGGCUAUAGCUCAGUGGCCAUACCAAUCAUUGGACAUGGAGUUAUUCUGAAGUACUCUCUAACGAAUGCUAUUAAAGUGCUGACAGAGAAGAUUACUGAGUUUGGAUCAUCUGCAACUUCCGGGUCUCUCUCCAGCAUCAAUAUUGUGAUCCAUCCUGAUUAUUCUGACUCUGAGAAGACUUACCAUGAAGUGCACAAAAACCUUUGCUCAAGCAUGAACCACACAGGCCAAGCAAUAUUCAGGUCUCUCACCAGUGACCUUGAUGAAGUCAUUAUGGCGUUGGGAGGCAACAUUCAACUACACCUUGUGUUUGGGGACAUCACCAACCAAACUACAGACGUUGUGGUGAACACAACAGACUUCACCAAUUUCCACAAUGAGGGGGUGUGCAAAGACAUCCUUACAGUGGCUGGACCGCAAGUGGAGGCAGAACUGAGAGCAGCCAAAGUGAACUGUGGAGACAUUUUUGUGUCCCAGCCUGGGCAGUUCCCUUGUAAAGCAUUUUUUCAUGUUUGCGUAGAAAGAGAUGAAAGUCUCAUUGAGGAACUUGUGAGCAACAUCAUAUAUCAGUGCGAAAAGUUUGGGUUUGAAUCUGUAGCCAUUCCUGCCAUCUGUACUGGGGCUGGUGGGUUGGACCCUGGGGUUGUAGCCGGUGCAGUCCUUCGUGGAAUCAAAACUGCAACUUCGUCCAGGAAACUUUGCAAACUCACCCGCAUCCACAUUGUCCUGAAUAGGAUUAAGGUUUUCCUUGUGUUCAAAGAGGAAGCAAUGCAGAUGUUUUCCCCAGUUAUUAGGGAAGCACCUGCGAUGCCUCAGGUACGACAACAGUCACUUUCUCUGAUAACCGACUUUAAACUUGCCAAUGAAAGUACAGGGAGCCAGCAGUCCACCUUCAAGUUCAUUGGUCUUGGUAAAAACACAGUUGAUGAUGCCAUGAAAAAUCUGAAGAACCUGUACGAGACAGUGUGUUCCACUCAAACCAUCAGCAAAGAAGACAUGGAAGUCCUCACCCAGGUAGACGUUGAGACCUUCAAGCAGCUGGUUGAGUCUGAGGGUCUGUUCAUAGAGGAGGACCCAUCAGGUGGCCUAACAGUGACUGGACUAAAAGAUGGGCUUACCCAGUUGAUGAUGAUGAUUCAAUCCUGUUUGCAAGUCCGUUUGAGAAUAGAGAUGAGAGUUAGAGAGGAGGAAGAUUUGUAUAAUCGUGUAAUGUGGUGCAUCUUGGAUCAAAGAGGCAACUGGCAAAGACUACCGAAAAUUGCAAACUACAAUCUGGAAAAAGGUGAUAUUGCAGCAGGAAUAGAGGAUGCCCAGGGUGUCACAUGGGAAGUAAAUCUGCAAGAGAAGAAGGCAACUGCAGCUGGACAGAAGACCAAACUGAAGCGUCUCAAAAACCUGACAGACUUUAGCUUUCCUCUAUACUGGGAUAGCAUGACUGCAAGUGAGUCCAUGAAAGUGGUUCCACUAAGGCAAUCUUCUAAAGAGUACAAACUUGUGAAGGAGGCUUUUCAAAUGACUGCAAGACAAACUGUAAUCAAGAUCGAGCGCUUACAGAACAUUCAUCUGCGGCGGGCCUACGAAGCACAAAAGAAGCACAUAACCUUUAAGAAUGCAACACUUGGAGUAGAAAGCGAAAAUACUCUUUUCCAUGGGACAUCCCAUGAAAACUGUAACUCCAUCAUGACAACUGGGUUCAACAGGAGCUUCGCAGGACAAAAUGCGACGUUUUAUGGAGAUGGAACCUACUUUGCUGUAGAUGCGUCCUACUCAGCAAAAAGCACUUACUCCAAGCCAGGUGCUGACGGCUCUCAGCUGAUGUUUGUGGUUCGGGUGCUGACUGGUGUCUACGCUCAGGGUCAAAGUGGAAUGAAGGUGCCUCCACCACGCAACGCCCAACAACCCAAUGAGCGCUGUGACAGCGUGGUGGACGAUAUAAACAACCCCAGGAUGUAUGUUGUGUUUCAUGAUGACCAAGCUUAUCCAGAUUACCUCAUCACCUUCAAAUAAGAUAUUCUGUAGGUUUGUUUUUUUCCAAAAUAAUUAUUUGUAAAUAAAGUAGGAAAUGUGGUUCAUUUUGAUUAAAAUAAAUUCUAGAAUAAUAAUUUUGUGAAAAUGAUUUGAAAAAAAAAAAUGCUUUUCCCUUUUAACUUUGUCAAAUUUGUUUCGUAAAACCUUUCUAUUA
Messenger RNA from Oryzias melastigma (Indian medaka), 4207 nucleotides. RefSeq names its product protein mono-ADP-ribosyltransferase PARP14-like. The transcript has 14 exons. The coding region runs from base 1 to 4032 and encodes 1343 amino acids. Gene Ontology annotation, biological process: negative regulation of gene expression. NCBI's taxonomy places the organism in Eukaryota, Metazoa, Chordata, Actinopteri, Beloniformes, Adrianichthyidae. Gene Ontology annotation, cellular component: nucleus; cytoplasm. Gene Ontology annotation, molecular function: NAD+ poly-ADP-ribosyltransferase activity; transcription corepressor activity. The record is from RefSeq and is a predicted model, not a curated record.